CGUGGUUUCUAGAUUGUCUGUUUCGCCCGUUUCUGCUAAAUCGCAUUCGUGUGGAUUUGUAUAUGCCCGGUGUUCACGCGCCGACGGUACAACUGAUGAACGUGGUGCUCGUCAGAAGUUACAAACUGUACACCUUUGCUGCGUCGCCACAACGGAGAUGGGAGGGACUGCAGAAUGCCUCUUCCUGCCAGACUUGGAAACAUCGCCGGGACGGGACGUCAGCUUGUCCCGCAUGACCAGCCUACGGCACCUGUGCCUUCUGACGUGGAUGCUGGUCUCCAACAGCAUUGUGGUGUCGUUCGUGCGUCAGAUCAUCGCGCGCGCAGCUCAGCUGGAGUGCGUGCACAUUCACUGUGUACCUCCCGACGACCGCCGCGAGCAGCGGGUCUCGUGGUUACGAGGACGCCAACGCGAAGUCCGGUUCCAAGAAAGUCCCUGCUUCGCGUGUUGCUCGACGGCGACGUUCAUCGGACUCGUGAAGCCGGUCAACCGCGACUGCGAGAGUGUACUUGUGGAAUGACUUGUGGAAUGCGCGUGUUAUAAAAGGUUUCCCGAAUCGUCGCUUUCGGUUUUUGAGCAUUAAGGUUGUCGGAUGAUCCGGCAUGCGGUGUACGACGAUUCGGCACAUGCGAGCCGAACGAGCCAUCAGCCGCAGCUCUACCCACAUAGGACACCUCGGCAUGCA
Messenger RNA from Rhipicephalus sanguineus (brown dog tick), 685 nucleotides. RefSeq lists its product as uncharacterized. Bases 158 to 520 code for a protein of 120 amino acids. The transcript has 2 exons. The record is from RefSeq and is a predicted model, not a curated record. Lineage: Eukaryota; Metazoa; Arthropoda; Arachnida; Ixodida; Ixodidae.